Messenger RNA from Austrofundulus limnaeus, 1583 nucleotides. RefSeq names its product zinc finger, MYND-type containing 10 (gene zmynd10). The record is from RefSeq and is a predicted model, not a curated record. Gene Ontology annotation, cellular component: cytoplasm; centriolar satellite. NCBI's taxonomy places the organism in Eukaryota, Metazoa, Chordata, Actinopteri, Cyprinodontiformes, Rivulidae. Gene Ontology annotation, biological process: motile cilium assembly; inner dynein arm assembly; outer dynein arm assembly.
CUUUUUUUUUUUUUUUUAACUCAACUAGGGUGAGACAGUCUAUCGAAAUGGAUACGUCGGUUAUUCUGCCUGUGGAAGCAGAAGAGUUUAUUCAGAAUCUGGAAACUUUUACCCUCCGGGAUGUGGGCUCUACGAGAUGGUUCAGACAACAUGAGCAUAUUCAGAAACUGAACAUGCAGGCAAUACUGAAUGCUUCGGYGAUGCACGAUGAGUUUGUCAAAGAGCUCCUGGUAUCACUUGGAAAGAUACCUGUUCUGGUCCAUGAGAUGAUCCUUGUGGAGGUGUGGAAGCAGAAAGUGUUUCCCAUUUUGUGUCAGGUGCAGGACUUCAAUCCUAAGGACACAUUUCAGCUUCACAUUGUGAUCUAUCAUGAGGGCACUGUCAUAAACCUGCUUGAAACAAUACUGUUCCAUAAGGAUUCAUGUGAUGCAGCCAAUGACUCUCUUCUUGACUUGGUGGAUUACUGCCACCGUAAACUCACCCUGCUGGCCAGUGAAGCAACCAAGCCGGAAGCUGAUACUCAAAACCAGCACAACCACACGUGCCUCAUAGAGGAGUUACAGAUGCAGAAUGCUGCGCUGGAGUUUGAAAUCUCCCUGAAAGCUGUGUCUGUGCUGCGCUACAUCACAGAUCACACUGACAGUAUCAGUGUGAUUAAUCGAAUCCUGUGCACACACAACAUGCCGUGUGUUCUGGUUCAGCUGAUUGACUCCUGCCCUUGGAGUCGCUGCCAGAAAGGUGAAAUGCAAAAGCACAUUAAUGGCAAAUGGCAGACGAUUCCAGCUGAGGACCGUUUAAAGAUGACUAAACUAGAUGGGCAGGUCUGGCUAACUCUUUACAAUUUGCUGCUAAAGGAGGAUUGCCAAAGAAAGUACGACUUCAACAGUUUCAACAAGAACCAGCUUCUGAAGCUCAGGGCGUUCUUGACAGACGUGCUGAUCGAUCAAUUGCCAAACCUGAUUGAGCUUCAGCGUUUCCUGGCUCACCUCGCUGUUACAGACCCAGCCCCUCCGAAAAAAGAGCUCAUUUUAGAACAGAUCCCUGAACUGUGGAACUACAUUGUCAAAGAGAAUUCUGGGAAGUGGAAGGCAAUAGCCAAGUAUCAAAUCAAAGAAGUGUUCAGCCCGUCUGACAGUGACUUGAGACAACUGGCCCAAAGGCUGGCUCAGACAUACAACUCGGAUGUGUUGGCAAGUUUACUCCCUGAGAAACCAAAGUGUGUGUCCUGUGGGAAAGAGGCUUCGAAACGAUGCUCUCGAUGCCGAGGAGAGUGGUACUGUCACAGAGAAUGUCAAGUAAAACACUGGCCAAAACACAAGAAAACCUGCCAGCUCUUUACUGAGGCCAGAGAGCAUCCAGAAGGAUCUUCAAAUUAAAACCUGAGGGAGUCAGUGCAUGGACUGAGAUGUGAUGAGAAAAUAAAUAAAUUUAAAAAAAAUCCAAAGACUGAAAGUGAAAUGAGGAAGCUGUUUCAGUGUGAUAUAAAUAUAUUUCAUGAAGUCAUUUGUGUUUUUAUUUAUCUUUUGUACACUAUUACAAGCCUCUGUAGUGUUAAACAAACUGUAUUAAAGUUUUAAACAUUU